This is a messenger RNA of Bemisia tabaci, 1646 nucleotides long. It is a transcript of the gene FMRFa, whose product is annotated as FMRFamide related propeptide. Lineage: Eukaryota; Metazoa; Arthropoda; Insecta; Hemiptera; Aleyrodidae. Gene Ontology annotation, biological process: neuropeptide signaling pathway. The record is from RefSeq and is a predicted model, not a curated record.
UAUUAGCCAUCCGCCACUCUCUCCAAGUUUCGCCGCCCAAAUACAGGCUCGCCCGGAGACGCGCCGACCCCCAACUAUGUGAGCCCGCCGCAGGGAUUUUCGGCGUAGUUUUUUUCGAAAUUUCGCGGAGUUCCGCCGAUCGCACGAUACAGCACCCGCCGUCCGCUCGCACCCAUGCCCUUCGGACAGUGAUCGCUCUUCUCGCGGCUAGCUUCCUUUUAAUUUCUCUUCUCCGUUUUCCUUUAUUUUUAUCCGUUAUUUCUAUCCGCACUUUUCUACUCGUCCGAUUUUCAUGUUGACAUGAUGAAUCUGAAGCUAUGUUACUUUAGUUUCUUCGUGCUCGUCUACGAGUGGAUUUCCACGGACCUGGUCGAAGCGGAGAAGGUCAUCGGUCUGGACACAGGGUCGCUCGAUGAUGACGACACAGAGGUGGGAGUCGUCCAAAAGCGAUUCGUCCAGCGGGCCAUCGACCCCCUUAUGCGCAGGAGCCCUCUUGAUAAAAAUUUCAUGAGGUUCGGCAAGCGCUCGGAGGACAAAGGACACCAGGACGAGCCAGAACUAGACGAGAUAAUCAACAUGACGCCAUCAGAUUACAAACUCAUCGCCGACGACAGCGAGCCCAAAGCGAAACGCGUCAAGCAGGACUUCAUCCGCCUGGGGCGGGGGAAGCAAGACUUCAUCCGCUUCGGCCGGGGCAAGCAGGACUUCAUCCGCUUCGGGCGCGGGAAACAGGACUUCAUCCGCUUCGGCCGGGGCAAGCAGGACUUCAUCCGCUUCGGCCGGGGCGACGCCUCCAACCUGCUCCACUACCCGGAGACCAACUACGACCUCGAGGUAGCCGAGGACGACUUCCGCAACGCCGACGACCUGGCCGAGCGCGACCCGCGGGCGAAGAACAGCUUCAUCCGCUUCGGCCGGGCGGAGAACUUCAUUCGCUUCGGGCGGAACGCGGAAGUUGGGACGCCGUCGGAUAACAUCAACUACCGCUCCAAACGCUCCGGCGACGAAUUCCGCUUCGCCCGAGCCGGAGACCCUCUCCCGGCCCUCUUCGUCGCCGACGUCAACCCCGUCGAGAUCCGUCGGAGCUCCGGGUUCAUCCGCCUAGGCCGCGCCAAGGCUACCGGAAGCAAAGAACCGGAAAUGGGAGACCGCCGGAAACGCUCCUUAGAUGACGUAGACUCGAGUACACCAGAACCGAAAGUAGUGCCCAAGAUUGGGUUCAAAGGCUUGGUGGUGGUUCCACCAGGAUCGGAAGGCGGCGUCGAACCGGAACCGGAGAUGGAUGGGUCCGAGAACGGAAGUCGGAACGAAACGGAAGACGGGUACUCGACCGAGAUGAACGAUUUCCCGGUGACGGAACCACCGGAGAAGAAUUUCCACAUUCCGUCGAUCCGUCACAAGAGGCGGACGUACGAAGAUUAUAGGCCGAGGGAUUUAGCCAUGUUAAAUAAUAAUGUUUACGAUGCGCUGGCCGGAAGCGCCGACUGUUCGCCGAUGGUUAGGUUAGGUCCGAGCCUGUCCAAAGACUACGUGGUCAAAGUGGGUUGACGCACCCUGUUCUUCCUCCUUGUUUUGUUUCGUUCCCACCAAGAGGUUUCUGUUUUCUAAUCAAUCUAGUUUUAAUAAACUUAUUGUUCCUCGAUCGA